Molecule: messenger RNA, 462 nt
Organism: Menidia menidia (Atlantic silverside)
Lineage: Eukaryota; Metazoa; Chordata; Actinopteri; Atheriniformes; Atherinopsidae
Source: the annotation of a GenBank genome assembly
AUGGGGAAUGUAUUUGCAAGCUUAUUCAAGGGCCUGUUCGGCAAGAAAGAGAUGAGAAUCCUCAUGGUCGGGCUCGAUGCUGCUGGAAAAACAACUAUCCUAUAUAAACUGAAGCUCGGAGAGAUCGUCACCACCAUUCCCACCAUCGGUUUUAACGUUGAAACGGUAGAAUACAAGAACAUCAGCUUCACGGUUUGGGAUGUGGGCGAAACCUGCCGGUGGAGGGGGCGGGGCCUAAAUGGCAGGUGUGCCCUAAGCCCCGCCCCCCGGAGGGAAGAGGCCUUCCUGUUUGCGGCCACCGGCCGGGACCUCCAGUGCGAGAAGGCGGGCAGGAAGUACUUCACCAUCGACGACGGGGCCACGCUGUUCAUAGACCUGCUGCAGCUGGUGGAGUUCCACCAGAUCAACACAGGAAUCCUCCCCGUGUGCCUCCAACACCCCUGUGUGUGCGUGGCGCUCUGA